Prosopis cineraria is the source of this 2770-nucleotide messenger RNA. RefSeq names its product pentatricopeptide repeat-containing protein At5g61400. The transcript has 2 exons. NCBI's taxonomy places the organism in Eukaryota, Viridiplantae, Streptophyta, Magnoliopsida, Fabales, Fabaceae. Gene Ontology annotation, molecular function: protein binding. Bases 352 to 2349 code for a protein of 665 amino acids. The record is from RefSeq and is a predicted model, not a curated record.
CCGAAGAAAAAAGUAUUUUAACAAAACCGGACAUCAGAGGGGCGCGAGUUCUCUCGUCGCAGCUCCGUCGGCCGACAGCUGAUGUUACUAGGGCGCUGAUGACGCACAGCCGGUUGAUCAUUCGUCCGUGCUCCGGGGUUGUGGAAUCUGGAGAAAUGGAAGGAAUUGGAAGAUUUCGUACUGUGUUGUGAUAGAUGCUAUGCGCCAGUUCUUGAGCUUUAGCUUUUACAGGCUAUUUAGCCAUUGAGUGAAUUGAUAAAUCAGGGAAUAGCAGCUUCUUGUUGUUAAAGAUGGCAUGUAUCAAAGCUGCAAAAUAGAUGGAAGAGAAAUUUCCCUCCCGUCAUCAAAGCAAUGUUGAUGUUUAUAUGGCGAAAAGCCAUCCCCCUAAAUUCCAGCCACUCUUCAACAUUAUUGAGAUCAAUAUCCUUCUCGCAGUCGUCUUCUUCUUCCUCUUCUACAUUGUCUCCAUCCGAUUCAUGCAUUAUCAACACCAUUCUCAAUUGCAGAACCCAUAUGGAGGCACUAUGGUACUUCAACAAUGCUUCCAGGCAAAUUAAUGCAGCUAGGAAUCCCCAGGUUUAUGCUGCUAUGAUUCACAUCUUAGCAGGGGCUAAGCAGUAUAGUGAGGCCAGUUGCUUGACAAAACACCUCUUUCGUAAGCUCCAAGAGUCACGAAAACCCCACAGUGCAUGCUGUCUCCUCUUUGACAUUCUCUUUCAGCUGAAGAGUUCUAAAUUCAGCACUGAUGUGUUUGGAGUUUUAAUUGUUGCCUUUUGCAAGAUGGGUAUUGUUGAGGAAGCCUUGUGGGUGUAUAAACAGAUGAGAAUGUUGCCUAUGUUGCAGGCUUGCAAUGCACUUUUACAUGGGUUGGUCAAGAUAGAAAGAUUUGAUUGCGUGUGGACGUUUUAUGAGGACAUGGUGUCUCUUGGUUUUUCUCCAACCGUUAUUACGUAUGGCAUAUUAAUCCAUUGUUCUUGCACACAAGGUGACACAAUCAAAGCGCACAAGUUGUUUGAUGAAAUGGUGGAGAGGCAGAUUGAACCGACUGUUGUGAUAUACACUAUUCUUAUACGUGCCCUUUGCAAUGAGGGUAGACUGGCAAAAGCAGAGGACGUGUUUAAGUUGAUGAGAGGAUCUGGUGUAGUUCCAAAUUCGUACACUUACAAUACUCUAAUGGAUGGUUAUGGCAAGAUUGCUAAUGCUAAACGAGCUUUUGAUUUGUUUCAGGACAUGCUUCAUCAUGGCUUACACCCAGAUGUUGUGACAUUUGCUAUACUGAUAGAUGUUCUGUGCAAAAUGGGUAAAAUGAAAGCUGCCCAAAACUGUUUUGCUUCUGUGGCAAAACUUGGCAUUGUUCCUAAUGCCUAUACUUAUAAUUCCUUAAUUGAUGGGUGCUGCAAGGCUGGGAACUUGGAUGAAGCAAUGCGAUUACAAAUAGAAAUGGAAAGGUUUGAAGUUUUGGCAGAUGUGUUCACAUAUAGUAUACUUAUCAAGGGUCUGAGUGACUCAGGUAGAUUGAAAGAAGCUAAUGAAAUAUUGCAGAAAAUGGAGAAAGCAGGGGUGCGUGCAAAUUCCGUGACAUACAAUACAAUCAUUGAUGGACACUGUAAAGAGGGCAAUGUGGAGAUGGCCAUUAAGGUGUGUUCUCAAAUGACUGAAAGAAAAAUAGAACCAAAUAUCAUCACAUUUUCUACAUUAAUUGAUGGGUUUUGCAAGAUAAGAAACGUAAAUUCUGCAAUGGGUUUGUACACAGAAAUGGUAAUCAAAGGUAUUGUGCCUGAUGUGGUUGCUUACACGGCAUUAAUUGAUGGGCAUUGCAAGGAUGGAAACAUAGAAGGGGCUUUCAGGCUGUACAAGGAGAUGUUAGAUGCAGGAUUCACACCCAAUGUAGUUACAGUUUGUUGUUUAAUUGAUAGCCUUUUUAAAGAGGGAAGGACUUCUGAUGCAAUUAAACUAUUCUUGGAGAGAACAGGAGCUACCUGCUCUGGAGAUCAUAUGGAUAAAUUGGAUGAGGAUAAUGGCAUACUUGCCCCAAACAGCGUGAUGUACGCCAUCAUAAUUCAAGGUUUGUGUAAGGAUGGACAGAUCUUUAAGGCCACUAAGUUUUUUGCAGAUAUGAGAUAUUGUGGUUUGCAACCGGACAUGCUAGUUUAUGCCAACAUGCUGGAGGCACAUUUCCGGUCCAAGCAUAUGCUAGAUGUGAUGUUGCUGCAUGCGGAUAUGCUCAAAUUGGGUGUCAUGGGAAAUACUUUGAUUCAUCGUGUAUUGCUUAGGGGCUAUCAAACAAGUGGAUAUUUGAAGUCAGCUCGUAUGUGCUAUGAGAAUUUAAUGGAAUAUGGUAUUCACUGAUCUUGGAAGCAGUAGCUUGUGCUGAAACAUGAAAUUCUGGGCAAUGAUCCAUUUCGAGAUAUUAAGACAUGCAAUAUGCUUCAUGGGCGAAAAAUAGAUUAGUUAGAAGGAAGAUUUAACAAUUUCUUCAAUUAGUCAUUAUCGGAACUUAAGCAUUUGGUGCUGCUGGAGAUGAAUAUUUCGAUGCUGUUUAUAUCUUAAACAUUGCUCCAAGAUCAUGGACAGAAAUAUUCAUCCCGAGCGUUGGGAAGAUGCCCAUCCUCGUUUCUGAAUUUCAGUUUGUGACAGGGAUCAUGUCAUUCUACAGGUAGGCUCUUCUUGGGAGUAAACAAAAUGACGAGAAGGAUAGUUUAUUUAGGAACUUAUGUCUGACUCUUGGAUACAAGGAUAAAUUUAAUUACAUGAUCUAUUGACGAGUAAA